UUAAAGGAGUAAGGGUAUUCCGCCAGAACGAAUUACAAAAUAACGUUUUCAACCUCCAUUCUUUUGAAGUCCAUGAUUAGCUUGUCGAAGCAUUUAUAAAUCUUUAGAUUAAAUUGCAUUCAAUUUAUUGCUCAAAAGUAAAGAUGAUCCCAUCCAAAUCACAUAGUUGACGAGAAGAACUUCGUGUCUGAAUGGGAAGUAUGGAGGAGAAGAAUCCAGUUGUUAGUGAGCGUACGAUAUUAAGGCAAAGCACAGACCAAAAGGAAAUACUCUAGAAUACAGUGGUGAAAUGGAUACGAAUUUUAAAAAGAGAAUAAUAAAAACAUUUUCUAAAGAUCGACAGUUAUCACAGAAUAUUUUAAUUGAAUGCGAGCAAAAUACUGGUUUAUGUUCAUUGAUAGAUAGUAUCUGCACCUAUUAUGAAGCACCGGCGGUUAACAGCAAAAAAUCAGAACCUAAAGAGGCAAGCACGAAAAGGAAAAGUCGACUCCAAGGCGAUACUGGAGACUUGGUUUAUGGCGUCUCAGGACUUUCGUUUCAGUCGCCUAUGAGAAAGCGUUUUGACACAUAUAUAUACGAGCGUGGUAUCAGCAUAACUAUACCCGGAGAAGAAAAUUUAGUGGAAUUAUGGCUACCUUGGACAGAUAUUCAUUUCGUUUGUCACAUACCUGGUCCUAGAAAAGCAAAUGUUCAGAACAACAUAAUCAUAUUUAGGAAAAGCAAAUUCAACAAUAAGUCGGUUUUGGAGAAUUCAAGCUCAGAAGGAAAUGAACCCAUAUUUUUUACUGCACCACAUUCUUUGGAAAAGCUCAACCUAGUAGAAGGCAAACGUUCGUUUACUCAUUGCACAAACUCAUGGGAUAUCUUUAGAGAUUUAUUUGAAUAUAUAGGGAUAAGCAUCGUCGCCCCAUCUCAAGAGGAAUUUGUAUGCCCUGUAGCUCAAACCGGGGACAAUGGAGUCUCUUACGGGGUAGAAGCAAAUCACAAAACUAAAGAUGGCUACUUAUAUUUCUUAAAGAAAGGAGUUCUUUGGGGAUUUCGUAAACCCAUAUUGUUUAUCGAUAUAUCAGAUAUUCAAAAUUUUUAUUACAGCAGUGUUUUGCAAAGAACCUUUUCAAUUAAUUUUGAAGUAAGAAACACCAUCAUAUCUUUUGAUAUGAUCGAUCAAAGCGUUUUUCAAGCUUUGAAUCAAUACGCAACAACUCACGGCUUGAUGGAUACUAGCUUAGCAGAAGAAAAAGCAGCACCUCCUACUAAGAAUCCCACAACCUCGUAUUUAAAAGAGGCUGAUGACGACCACGAGAAUGGGUCGGACGAUAAUUAUUCUGACACGGAUGGUCCGAAAGAAGAAGAACAAGAAGAAUCAGAAUCAGAAAAUGGCAGUGAAACUUUGGACUCAGAUGGGUAAUGCAUUUGGAAUGUGUUCAUCAAUAUAGCUCCUUUUCAUACUUUCAUUUCAGAAAGUGUUUUAGCUAUAGAUUAACGAAGUUUAGUCUUUCACGUAUAAAGAGACUUUUUUCAAGGAAUUUAAUCUUAAGGAAUAAGUUGGAAGUAAAAUACUAUUUUUUUGUUAGCUUUCUUUCCUUUGCUACUGUAUAAAGUUCGUCAAUUAUCAGAGAUCAUAUUUAAAGUUCUUUUUUAGAAGCCAAUACUUUUUUAACACGAUUACUCGACCAAUUCCAUUUACA
Molecule: messenger RNA, 1688 nt
Organism: Schizosaccharomyces cryophilus OY26
Lineage: Eukaryota; Fungi; Ascomycota; Schizosaccharomycetes; Schizosaccharomycetales; Schizosaccharomycetaceae
Product: histone chaperone Rtt106-like protein
Exons: 3
Coding region: 290-1408 (372 amino acids)
Molecular function (GO): histone binding; nucleosome binding
Source: RefSeq, a predicted model, not a curated record